Messenger RNA from Prorocentrum cordatum, 1499 nucleotides. The record is from the annotation of a GenBank genome assembly. NCBI's taxonomy places the organism in Eukaryota, Dinophyceae, Prorocentrales, Prorocentraceae.
GGUUCGUAGACCUGCGAACUUUCUACGUAUGUUUCGUAGAUUCUGCGAAGAAGUCAAGUUUGUGGCAAAUGAAUUCUGUCGUCGAUCUCCUACUCGAACCUUUGGCCUCCGGGGACCUCCAGAAGCCUCCGACCUAUUGCUGAACCUCUGGCGAGCCUCUGAAGACUUUGGAGGGAGUCGGGGGCCCCCAAACGGCGCGGUGACCACACCGCGUGGUGAGUCAGUGGGGAUUCGGGGUCAGCGCACGGGUUUGCGACUCGGGUCGUUCUCCGAGGACGUCUCGGGCGACCAGGGUCUCCGAGGUCCCAAGACCGUGCGGUGACGGACCGCGCGGUGAGGUCUCUCGGGCUUCUGAGGUCACCGUGCGGUCGGUCACCACACAGCUUUGGCACCCCCAAGGGACGGGUGUCCUGGCCGUGGAGCCUUCCUGGAAGGUCUCAGUGGAGGUGGCGAGCCGCAAGGCUCCCGGGAAGGCUGCAGGGCCUCUGGGGAAUCCCGGCCGCCGAGUGCCUCUUUCCCUGACGGCCCCUCGGGUUCACGGCAAGGUGAUCCGCAUCCUGCUCAUAGUGCCACUGUUCAGCGUCGUGGCCUGGGUGUCGCUAGUCGAGCGCCUCAGGGCGUUCAACACCGUCCUGGACUUCCUGAAGAAGGGCUACGAAUGCAUCUCGAAGGAGAGAAGCCGUAUACACAGGCUCCGCGCCGACUUCUCGGAUCUGCGCCGGACCGCCCUGGCGGCGCCUCCGGCGCCGAUCCAAGAAUCGGCGCAGAACUCCACCAGUUCAAUUCUGUUAAUACAGUUGUCCCUUCUUCCAGCAUCGCGAUCUGCGCCUUCAUGCAGUUGCUCGUGGCCCACCUGGGCGGCGUCGGGCGCCUCACGAGCGAGCUGAGCCUCGACAGCUGCAGACACGUGAUCCCGGUGAGGUGGUUCGUGCCGGAGUGGUCCUGGACGCCCCAGAAGCGCUUCGUGAGGAGGACGGUUGGGGCUGUGCUGCUGUAUGUGCCAGUCACGCUGACCGUCGCGGUAGUGGUCCUGGUAUCGAGUUUAGUGUACUUUCCACUGUUCAAGGUCCUGCAUUGGCCCUUCAUAUCCGUGGUCAACGUCAUGCUGUUCAUAGCGAUGUACGGCUUAGUGCUGUUCUACCAUGCCAACCAGGCGAGACUAGCACCGCUAAGCCCGAUCAAGAAGAUCUUGUCCAUAAAGAUACUCCUGUUCUUCACCUUCUGGCAGGGAGUGGUGGUAAGCGUCCUGCACAGACUGCACUACCUCGACGGGCUCGCGCUUCACAGCAGGCCCGGCCCCGAUCCGAUCCGAUUCCCGCUUUCCGAUUGUGGCUCCGCUCAGAUUUUCAUUCCAUCUCGAUUCCUUCGAUAGCAACUCAUGCUUACCCUCGCUUUGCUGGUUACGGCUUGCGGGGCGUGGGGUCCAGUUACCCACUCGCCGCGUUCGAUCUCGAGGUGACGGGGUUGGCAAGGAGCCGACAUCCCCAUCGUGAAGCCAG